GGCUACAGCCAGACACUUUUCCAAAAGCCAAACCACCAACCCCCCUCCCCCCAACUCUGGCCUUGCAUUUAACAGAGAUGCCUUACACUUUCGCUUUUACUUCAGAGCUGCAGUCCUUCAAAUGGCGUCCCACGAAGCUCCAUCUAGUAUAGAAAAGAAGAUAUCAGAGAGAAGAAACAGCAUGUCUGCUCCACCAAAUUUGUCUGAAUUAAGGAUUUGGUUGUUUGGAGAAGACUGGGUUGAUAAGAGUUCAGUGGGAAACUUGCUCUUGAGAAGAAAUGAAUUUGAAACAGAAACCUCUCUCCCCCUACAUCAAUGUGUUAAACAAGGCAGAGGACAGAUUGAGGAUCAAAGCAUAUCUGUGGUCAUCACACCAAACCUGUUUAACAGAGAUGUUCCUGCAGAUGAAGUAACUCAGGCACUAAAAAAUUGUGAGACAAUGUCUGCUCCAGGUCCACAUGUAUUUCUACUAAUUCUGCAACCAGAUACUUCCAAAGAGAAGCUCAAAUAUAUGAGUAAGACCAUGAACUCCUUGUCAGAGCACGCAAUGAAUCACACGUUGGUACUGGUGAUGGAGGGAGAGAAAAAAAUCAGUCCUGCUAAAAAGAUAGAACUUCAAAAUGUAUUUAAGGAAAAAUACCACAAAUUAAACACAAUAAUCGCAGAUCAACACAGUUUAGUCACUGACCUAUUUGAAAAAAUUAAAAACUUGGUGAAGGAAAAUAAAUGGAAUUAUCUCAGCCUGGAAAUAUAUGUAUCACCACCAGAGAUGCCAUCAAAGAAAAAAGUGAUGGAGAAAUUUGCCGGAUUUUCAUCAGACUUUAAACACAAAUUUGGAACACUUGUGCAAACAUCAUCUCAGAGUACAAGAAACAAAGAAAUGCCUGUUCUCAGUCUGGUGAUAUUUGGAAGUAACAGUGCUGGGACAACUUUAGCAAUGAACACAAUUCUGGGCCUCAGCGAGUCUGCAGAAGUGUCUGAAUUUGACACCCAUCAUAAAUGUGUCAAGAGAGAUGGUGUGAUAUGUGGACACAAGGUCAUCCUGGUUGAAAUGCCGAAGCUAAACAAAACAUCUCUGUCUCAGAAGGAUGUGCUGCACGAGGCAUACUAUGCUCUGUCUUUAUGUUCAUUUAACAUAAACGCAUUUCUCCUGGUCCUUACUGUUGAUCCGCUCACUGACGAUGAUAAAGUAGAACUGAAUUUAAUGAGUGACACAUUUGACACAGCUGAUGGACAGUUCUGGAAUUGUCUGAUGAUCAUGUUCAUAUAUCAAGGGAACAGACAGGACAAGAUUGUCAAUAAAUUCAUACAUGUAAACAAAGACAUUCAGACAUUAUUGAAGAAAUGUGGGAACAAAUAUUACAUACUCAGUGUUGAACAAAGAACAGAUAGUACACAACUCUCAGAAUUGCUGCAGAUGAUCUAUGGAGUUACUUGUUACUCGUCUGACACAUAUCUGCAGGCUCAGAUGGAUAACAGAAUUCAACUACAGGACAGAAUUAUAGAAAUGGAGAAAGAAAUCAGAACGUUAAAAAAGAUUAAUCAAAAAGCUGAGACUGAGAGAUCAAGCACAAACUGUGUGAGGAUUGUGCUUAUUGGAAAAACUGGAAAUGGGAAAAGUGCCACAGGAAACACUAUACUCAACAGAAAGGCUUUUAAAUCCCAAGCCAGUUUUAAAUCAGUGACAUCCUCCUGUCAGAAGGAAGUUGGGUUUGUUAAUGGACAUCCAGUCACUGUUGUUGAUACACCAGGUCUAUUUGACACACAAAUCCCUACAGAUGAUGUAAAGCAAGAGAUACUGAAGUGCAUUAGUCUCCUCUCUCCAGGACCUCAUGUGUUCUUGCUGGUGCUUCGAAUUGGAAGAUUCACUUGUGAAGAAAAAGAAACUCUUAACCUGAUCAAGGAAACUUUUGGGAAGAACGCUGGAAUGUUUAGCAUCAUAAUAUUUACUCAUGGUGAUCAGCUGCAAGAUCAGACAAUUGAGAGCUGUCUAGAAGAUACAGAUUCACAUAUGAAGAAGCUGAUCAGAGAUUGUGGAGGAAGAUAUCAUGUGAUUGACAAUACAAAACCAUACAAUUCUAAACAAAUCACUGACUUGCUGGAAAAAAUCAACAGUAUGGUUGAAAAGAAUGGAGGAGGAUGUUACACCAAUGAGAUGUUUGAAGAAGCAGAAGCUGCCAUAAAACUGGAAAUGGAAAGAAUAUUACAGAAAAAGAAAGAGGAGAUGGAAAGAGAGAACAAACUUUUACGCGACAAACAUGAGAUGGAGAUGGCUGAGAUGAAGAGAAGAAUAGCAGAACAAAGAGAGUUAAUGGAAAGAGAGAGGAAAGCAAAGGAGGAAGAACUCAGAAUUAAGGAAGAGUUCUUGAGAAAUGAACUUAAGAGAAGAGAUGAACAAGAAGAGAAGGAGAAGAAAGAAAGACAAGUAGCUGAAGACUUAAGAAGAAUAGAAGAGGAGGAUAAACAGGAACAAUGGAAAAUGAAACUUCAAGAAAUAGAAGAGAAACGGAGAAGAUUAGAAGAAGAACAACAGAACAGAGACCAGGAAUAUAGAGAGAAGUAUGAGAGAGAGAGGAGAAAAAUGGAGGAACUUCAUAAAGAGAGACUGAAGAGAGAACAUGAGGAAGAAUACCAGCAAAGACUUAAAGAGGAGAGGAGUGAAUGGGCGCUGAAAGAAAAGAAAAUGAUUGAAGAAUUUGAACAUGAAAAAAGAAAAAGAGAAGAAAAGGAAAAUGAGAGAAUUGAGGAGGAGCUUAAAGAGAGAGAGAGAAUAGAGAGAGAGUAUGAGAACAGUAAAAUAGAGAUGAGAAAACAGAGGAAUGAAUGGGAAAAAUCAUGGAAGGAAGAAUGGGAUAAAAGAAUAAGAGAAGAGAAGAAGAGAAGGGAAGAAGAGAGACAGAAACUGAGAAAGCUUGAAGAAGCAUUUGACCGAGAGCGUAAAGAGGAGGAGGAGAAGAGGAAGAGAGAAGAUAAAACCAGACGAGAACAUGAGGAAAAGGAACGAAAAGAAAUGGAGGAAGAAUAUGAAAGGAAAUUAAAAGAAAUGAAGAGAAAGUAUGAAGAUGAGGCCAGAAAACAAGCAGAGGAAUUCAAUGAAUUCAGACAGAAAUAUACUAAAGACUUUCACGCUCUCAUGUUAAAGCAUGAUUCAGAGAUGAAGGAGCUGAAGCUAAAGCAUGAAAGAGAGGUCUGUGAGAAUCAAAAAGAGUACAGCGUAUUGAGUGAACUCUCAAAACAAAAAGAGAAAAAUCUGAAUGAAAAAAUGAAUGCCAUGGAAGAAAAACAUCAAAGAGAGGUUGAUGAGCUGAAGAAGAAGUAUGAAUCCAAAUGUGUUAUACUGUAAUAGUUACUGAUAUCUUUACGUCCUGACAUGUAUAAUAUUAGAAGUUUAGGUUCCCGUGAGUAUCUCGUGUGUCCAAGAGCUGCUUUAACACUAGAACCACCAGAGGUCACUGUAUACCCAAAACCACCAGCAGGUAAAUUUUACCCAUGCUCAUUGCAACUAUAUGUAUAUGGCUAAAGAUCAUUAUUUUGCUGUAUUAUGCCACUGUCUUCACAAAUAAGUGUCUAGAGUCAUGAAAUGAUUGCCUAGUCAUCAACUAUAUUUUUUUCUUUUAGUUUCGUGUUCAAGGCUUUUUUUAUGCAGGCCACUAAUCCUUUUUCAUAAGGGUCAAUAUAAGUUAAACAAGCCUGCACUGACAGCGAGAAUUAGAAAGAUGCAUUUUGGUGGUGUAAUAUUAUACUACAAUGUCAUUAAUAUAUUUCGAUAUGAUGAUAUAAUCAUAUAAGAUAAUAUAUUAACCUAUGUUAUUUAAAUUACUAAAAUAGACUAUUUUAAUGAGCAAUAAUAAUUCACCACACUAUGAUGUGAUUACAAUUUCAAGUGCAUAGCUUCACCUAAGUAAUUAUUAAUUUGUUUAGUUAUAUCAUUUAUAAUUUGAAUAAGAGAACAAAACCAAUAAACUUUGGGUAAUCAACAAAUAGUUUUAUUCAUCAGAUCAUAGACUUUUUCUCUUCUUCAGCAAACGGGCAGACUAAAUAGCACCACAGAAUCAAACAAUAAACUACAGAAAUGGCAGAACAAAAAUUAAAUAAUAAAAAUUUUGAACAAUUAUGAGUAACAUUGGUAAAACAUUAAAAUGAUAUCUUGAUCGCUGUCUGCUGAGCUGAAUUGCUGAGCUCAGAAUUUCCUUGUUAGUCUAAAAACAGCUUAUACUGAAGCCAAUCUGCCAAAAUGACAGCUUUUGGAAUGUGCUACUUUAUGAUGUAAUAGUGUGGAUGAGCACCCCAUCUGCAGAAGAAGAGCUAUAUCACUGUGUUUAUCCCCAUCAACCGAUUUACACAUGUAGGGUUUUUGAGCGAGGCGAAUGCAGAAGUAUAUGCAGAAUCCAAACGAUAAAGAUGUACAGUAGGUAGACAGCCUAAAUGGGCAUUACCACCAUGGCGUUAACUGUAAUUCGGUCGUGUGUUAAAAUCAUUCGCGAAACUACCACCAGGGGCGCAAAGGGACAGAUUGCGAAAUUAAUGUAAUUGUAAAAUGAGAUAAAAGGAGGAAGUAAAACAACAAUAACAUUAUGAUAUGACAUUGUAACAUUUUUAAAAAACAUUAAAAAAAAAAUACAAUAAGUUACUUUCAAAAUGUAGGAUAGUCUUGGGCAACAGUCUACUCAAGAGAAAUUAAAAGAAGGAAAAUGUUUUUCUUUCAUUUUCCGUGACUGAAGCAGUCAAACGUAACAUAUCAGCAAGGCAAAACUGACGUCUAUUUGCGAAAAUGUGCUGUGAUGCGCUUGUUUGAUAACUUGUGGUUUAAGCGCCACUCAGCGGUCAAAAGCUGCAAAUACACUACAAACGCGGCUGCGGCGGUACGUGCGGCAGUAAAAAGGGCCUUUUAAAUGUCUACCUACUGUAUCUGAAGAAAAACCUGGCCUUGCAGUGCUAAGCUGUGGAAAAAACAGAGUUUGCUUUGCCUUACUUUUUAUCCCAAUGUUAAGAAAGAGUAAAUAGAUAUUCAUACUGCAUCUGUAAGAACUUAUUGUUUCAAUCGUUUACAAACCAGACACAAUUCAACACGGGAUUUUCAGAAAGAUUUUAACUAAAACAUGUUAAAAAAAACAUGUUGAUAUAACAUCUUUCGAUUAGAUUCAAAAACUAUUUUUGCAAAUUCAAAACGAUUCAAUUCAAGAUGAUUCACAAUUAAAUUGGACUUGAUUCUAUUAACGAUUAGAUUUUGCAUUCUUUAAGUGCAUUAACAGGAUUAUAUAAAUAUUUCCCCUAAAUUUUUUAAAAGCUUAGUCAGGGGGCAAAUUACACAGCCUUUAUGGUUAGAGAACCAUAGAUUAGAAAAACACUUUUGUCCAUUGUUAGAUGCAAGUUUAAUGAUGCUAUGGGAUGGCAUUGUAUAUGUAGAAAUGUAUGUAAGCCAAGAUUUUUAAAAAGGGCUUUAAAAGCAUUAUGUAUAAGGUAACAUUUUGUCACAACUGGGGCGUAGCCAUCAUUUCAGAAGUGACAGAAAUAUCAAAUACAAUUAUUUUCUGUAGGUUGAAUAUAUAUCAUUAUUAUUAUUAUUAUUAAUUUUUUAAGGAAUUCGGUUCUCAUCUCUUACUUUGAAUUUGCUAUAAGAAAUUACAUACCGUAAUUCCUCAAAUAAAAACCGGUAGUCAAAUAAACGCUGGGCCUCUUAUGCUGUGUUCACACCAAACGCGAAUAGAGCGUCAAAUUCGCGUCUACCGCGUCUAGUUUGCCGCUUGACCAU
Messenger RNA from Carassius auratus (goldfish), 5752 nucleotides. RefSeq names its product GTPase IMAP family member 8-like. Gene Ontology annotation, molecular function: GTP binding. NCBI's taxonomy places the organism in Eukaryota, Metazoa, Chordata, Actinopteri, Cypriniformes, Cyprinidae. The record is from RefSeq and is a predicted model, not a curated record. The transcript has 6 exons. Bases 122 to 3343 code for a protein of 1073 amino acids.